UGUCUAUGGUAACUACUGACGACCAUUGUGGGAAGCUAGCUAGCUAACGAUACAGGCUAGCUGCAAAUCGAAGUGCAAAGUUGUCCGAUGAAGGACCAGUAUACAGAAUGGACAAAGAAUUAAACGAAGAAAUAUUGCAAGACUUGUUUGCCUGGAUAGACAAAAUACCACUGUCCAGACCUAAGAGGAAUAUAACAAGAGACUUCAGCGACGGAGUGAUGGCUGCUGAGGUCGUCAAGUAUUUCUUCCCCAAACUGGUUGAGCUUCACAACUACACCCCAGCCAACUCUAUACAGCAAAAACUCAGCAACUGGGGCACUCUCAACAGGAAGGUGUUCUCCAAGCUGAACUUCCACAUCCCAGAGGAGACAGUGAAGAGGAUAGUGGUGAGCACUGCUGGAGUAAUAGAGCCUGUCCUGUGUUUGCUCCGAGAAAGGAUUGACGACAAGAGACAGCAAUGCACUGAAGACACACUACUGGAUGUGGAAUACUACAACAACAGGAACCAAGAGAAACCUCUCACAGAGUCACCUCCCAACGACGCCCAGAAGAAACCAGGACUGGGGAAGAAGAAAGAGGAGAGGGCACACGUACACCAACACACAGACAAGACCAGCACUGUGCUAGGUUCUCAGGUGGACCCAACCAUCCGUCUUGUGCUGGAGGAGAAGGAGCAAGCUCUUCUUGCCCUACAGGAGACUGUGGAGAUCCUGCAGAUCAAGGUGAACAGACUGGAACACCUGGUUCAGCUAAAGGACAUGAGACUUGAAGACCUGACACGCCAUCUGGAGAGAUACAAGGCCAGAUCUAACGUGCCUUGAUACAUACCGAAGCGGACACACACAGAAACACACACUUAACUCUCAGACACAACUAGAAACAACAAACACACCUCUCCUUUUUCUAAAUUCAUUUUUUUCUAACAAGAAAUGCUUGUUUUUCUAUCAGCCUGUACUUUUCUAUAAGCUAGCACUGAAUGUUUUGUGAAGCAUUUGUUAAUUAGUUGAAUGUAUUCGAUCAUAACGGAUGAUAUUGUAUUGAGAAUGUGUGUGCUUUCCAUCUAUAAUGUGCUAGAUUGAGUGGGCUGCUAGACUAUAGUGUCUAUAAGGUUUGUUGUGUGGAUCUGGUGUGUGUCUAUUGCUGUGCCUUUUAUAACAGCCAUGUGACCACUAACCUCUGAAGCUGCCUAAGUAAAACACUGACACUAAA
Molecule: messenger RNA, 1209 nt
Organism: Salvelinus fontinalis (brook trout)
Lineage: Eukaryota; Metazoa; Chordata; Actinopteri; Salmoniformes; Salmonidae
Gene: spef1
Product: sperm flagellar 1
Exons: 7
Coding region: 108-821 (237 amino acids)
Biological process (GO): regulation of cytoskeleton organization
Cellular component (GO): axoneme
Molecular function (GO): microtubule binding
Source: RefSeq, a predicted model, not a curated record